AGGGGGAAGAGGACUGGGAGGGGAGAAAUGGUGGGGUGGAGUGAAAGGAUUAGUGGGUUGAGCAGAUUGGGAAUAGCAGGGUAGCACAUACCUACUGUUCAGUUUCUUGUUCUUUUCAGUUUUGCUCAUGGGGGUGUGUUAAACUAGUAGUGAAAGCAUGGCAGGUGCUAUUUUACAAUGCAGCACCACUGUUCAGGGAUUCUGAAUGAUAAGGAGGGGGAUUUAAGAAGGAUUACAAACCCUGGCUCCUGUUGAACACCAUCCAAAGGCCUGCAACUGUUUUUACACUCCGUACCAUCACUACAACCAUCACACUCUGUUUCUCAGUCUGCCAGGAGUUUAUAUAACUUCUCUGUGUGUUCCCAUGCACGUCACACCAAAAAACAAAAUUCCUGUCUGGUCUAUACUGCAGCACAAAAUACUGAAUGAAUUCUUCACAUCUGUACCAUAUAUUUCCAAUCCUUCAUUUUUACACCUUUGCAACAUGGAUAAUAGCUUAUCUCAAAGAGUAUUAAUCCAGUCACAUGAGCAUCCUACUAAUUUAAAAGGGCCAUCUUCAAGUGAAGGAAAUUUUUAUCUCACUCUGCAUGACUCUCAGGAGUCUGAUUCAGAAAGCCUUAUUCAAGAGACACAGUAUCAGUUGGAACUUCAGAAACGGAUUUGUGAAAAUGAAGUACUGGUAAGCCAGUCUUCUGAUGAGCUGGAGAAUGAUAGUUUAGAUGAAGAUAGCCUGGAGGAGAAAAGUCUGAAUGAACCAGAAGGAGCAAAUGAUGAUAAAGUACAGCUUUCAAAUAGAAAAGAUAUUGGAAAACAGAACAGUAAUAAUGAAAGCAAACAGCAACAUGUGGACAGAUACUGCAACCUAAGAUACAAUCCCAACUGGAAGAAUAAUGAAGAGAGAGCAAAGUUUUCUGGAUUGAAUAUAACGCAUGAGGUUCAUGAGAGAGUCCCACAGGACUCAUUUUUUGUCACUUCUAAGGACACCUUGGUGAGAAUCUUGGAAGAAGAUAACCAGCUGAUAGAAAGACAAAAUUUAUCUUCUGCAUUUGAUACAGAAUUAUUAAACCUUGAUGGUCAACCAGUUGGGAUAAGCAGUGCCCCUUUUAGAUUGCAUAUGAAAGGAAAGCGAUUGGCAGAUGAUUGUCAAUACAAACACAGUUCCAGUGCAUAUGGUGAUGUUUUUCCUGAAACACAAAAGCAGAAAGCAAAAAAAGACUUUGUGGAAAAAAAUAAACAUACUUUGGGAUUAGCUACCCAGAAACAGGAUUCUUAUCUUCACCAGCACAGUAGAAAGCGAGGGGAAGUCCAUCAAGGACAGGUUUUAGAUGUUAAAACAGCUGAUGAAAGGCAUAUUCAGAAUGCCAUUGACUUUCAAGGCAUGGCCAUGGAUCCCGAACACAAAUGGCUCCAGCGGUCACAGCAACUAAAGGAUCACCAAAAUAAACAGCCCCCAAAAAACAGAACAAAAUUAAAUAGAGUGCUAAAAGAAAGCUCUUUGUCAGGGAAUGAUGUGCAGCAUCUUCCAGGAAGACUAGCACAACCAAGACCUCAACAUCGCAGAUAUCGCAAAGUACCAGAAUUUGAAAACACUCCGAUAAAUUCCAAUACCUCUGACGUGCUAGAACUUGAACAAGAUGAUAGUAGUUCACUGGAUACUGGGUUACAAACAAAUCCCUUUGUUGGUCCAAUUACUUCUUCCAUUAAGACUAGUUCUACAGCAAACUGGGACACACACACAAAAACUUUACCAAAUAUGAAUUAUUUUGUAAACCAGAAUCAGAAGCAGCUCUCCAUGAACUUGGCUUCUCCUGUACACCAUCUUGAACGAAUAUGGCAUAAAAACGCUACUGGGUUGAAUUUAUCUCCAGCAUAUAUUAGUGAAGAAAACAAGAAAUAUCAGCAAAACUCUGGCAACAGCCCUCUGUAUAAUCAGCAAUAUUUACAGAACAGUUACGUUUUGGAGCCUCUUACACCUGAUUGGUAUUCCAAGGAUCACAUGUUCCUAAAUCAUAAAAGCAUUUCAUCUACUUACAAUGCUAAUUUUGAAGAAUUCAUAAAAGACCAAGUUUCAACUGAGAGUCAUAGAAAACAAUUUUAUAGAGAUAAGAGCCAUCACAACUACUAUACUACCAAUAGCUUGGGGUCAUCCCAGUCAUCUGCACACAAACUGCUAGAAGGCCCUUCUCUAACUGCGCAACUUAUACAGACAAUGGAAAAACAUCAUCAAGAAAUCUCGCAACUGGAAGAUGCUCACCUUGCUGAAAGGCACUUCUCUGGCUUGUUUUCACCUGUAAUCCCAAGGGCAGAAAGUGACUCGGAGCUUAACACAGAAAGAAAUGAAGGAAAUCAAGUGAAAAUUAAUCGCAGUAACUCAGAAGGGUACCUGCUACAAAUGGAAAAGCAAAAGCAUCUGAAAGAAAAAGGGACUAGGAAGCCUUCUAGGCCAAGAGCCUAUGUGAACCUGGAUGUGAAGCUUGGAGGCCUUGGACCUGACUAUGAAGCAGUCAGAGAGAAAACAGAAAAGUUAAAUAAGCAAAAGGAAUAUGCAAAGCAUGUUAAAGAGCAGAACAUGAAGAAUGUUGCUACUGCACAGAAACCUCCAGCAAAACCUCAGCUCAAGUCGUCAUUAUCAAGACAUAAGGCUCUGGAAUAUGCCAAAAAGAUUCCUAAACCAAAAACUCUCUCAGCUAAGCAAUCAGAUGAAGAACCAAAAGAGGAAAGGAUUCAAACACAUACUUUAAAAGGACAGAAUUUACCUCAAAUUUCCUCAUUGAAAACUCUGCAAAACAGGCAUGAAAUAGAGAAGCAAGUUGUGGCUACCUUCAAAACCCUUAACAUUUUAUAACAAGUUUGAAAUAGUUAGGGAGUUGUAGAGGGUGCAGUAUCUGAACUAUUUAAGUGUGUAUUAAAUUAAUUACAUGUUUUCCAGAUACAGUAUUUCAGGACUCUGCUAUUUAAAUGAGAGCCUCUACCAUCACAAAAUUGAUUUCAAAAGGUGAAAUAUUUUCAGAUUAUUCUCCUUUAUUUUAGUCCAAAUGUAUUAGAAUCAUUUUUAAAGUAAACAUAACCUUAGAACUAUGGUUCUUUUUAUUCUGCUUUUUCCUUCCUUAAAAAAUCCAGAUUAAGUUGCUGCUUCUUUCUGAGCGUCUUACACUGAAAGGGUAGCGAGUGAAUUUAGGUACCUUCUGGGGUCCGCAGGAGUUCUGUGAAUUGCAGGGAAGUCUAUACUCGGAACUUUGAUACCUAAACAAAUUUGUGAAUCUAGAUCUUUCCCAAAAUGCUCAUUUUUUACGCAGUGAAAUAAACCUACAGAAACAUACCAAAAUAUCAUUUUUAUAUUUUACAUAAUGAACUUUUAAAAGGAUUUCCUUCAAAUUUUAUCACAGUGUGUGUGUGUGUGUGUGUUUGUGUUUACUUUUCUCUUAAAAUAACUUGCACUGAAAUGAAAACAGGAACAUUUCCAUGACACUCACUGAGCCAUUGACCAAAGAGACAUGAAUUCAUGAUAAAUAUUAUAGCUCUGUCCCAGGUUUCCAUGACUGGUAAUAGGUAGAGAUGUUAUCAGCAGUAUUUGGAUAUAGAGCACCCUAUGUAUACAUUCUACUUUUCAAAUACAUAAGACAGACCCUGCUCCAAAGGAGCAUCUCAGCUGAUUUUGGAGAGACGAGAACAAUACAGUGGUAAAAUAAAAGAGACCGAAGAGAGAGGAAAGUCUGCAGAGGACAAAGACUGGUUUAAGGAGGACUCUGAAGGUCGAGAAAGCAGUGGGACUUGAUACAUCAGCAAUCAGAUCGGAAGCACCCUGCAGUCAACGGAAAGAUUCUCUUUGCCUUAAAUGGGUUUUCAGUCAUGGCCUUGCAAAGCGGAGCAUAAAACUGAGAAAGGGAGAUGGCAAAGAGAGCAGCUGAGAGGAUUUGUAUGGGCACAGAUUGAGUAGCAAGAAAGAGUUGGGAUGUGGACCAGGGCGAAAUUGUGAAGACUUUGGUAGAUGAGGACAGAGCACUUGAACUGGGUGCAAUAAAAGAAGCCAGAUGCAGCAUGGUCCCCUGGACAAGGUGCUGGAUUAGGGCUAGUCACUUGAUUUCUGUUUCCAAUUCUGCCCCAAUCUGCUGAAUGACCUUAUAUAUGUCACUUCACCUCUCUGUACAUGAGUGCAGCUCCUGGCUCUGCAACCCCCACCCAGGUCCCCUGAGUAUAUAUCCAGGGGUUAGCCCAAGCUGCUACCUGUUCCCAGCUCUCUGGCUAGUUUGAGUGCACUCAGUCAAGCAGAGCUAGAGGCAUGUCAAUUUGAGCUGGGACGCACAGUCCCCGCUGCAGGGUGUAUAAGGUACCUGCCCUGGGUGCAUGAGGUUGAGGAUUUGAGCCCCACUCACCCUGGGGAAAGCCACCACCAGCUUCCCAAGGGAUGGAGCUGGCAUCCUUGGAAGGUUUAAAGGAUAAAGGGGCCUGUGAGGGUAGGGGGGCUCCUCCAGUGCCUGCCUCAGGAGCAUGAGGUUGAGGAUUUGAAGCCCCACCCACCAAAAGCUUCCCAAUGGAUAACGCAGGCAAGCUUGGAAGGCUCCUCCAUGUGUCACCACACCCAGCACAGUGGGGACAAUCUGGUUGGAGCCCUUACAUGCUGCAAAAACAAUAAACUAGUGAAGAGCUGUAAGGAGGGAAAGAUUUGAUCAGAAUGAUGGGAAAGGAAAACAUCAUCAAUUCCUGUAAGAAAAAGACAGAAUCCUCACCAAGUCCAGCAGUGACACAAGAAAUGAUUCUUCCAUGUUUUAUAUAAUGUACAAAAGCUUCAGAGCCAAGUGAGUCUAUAACUGGAAAAAC
Messenger RNA from Pelodiscus sinensis (Chinese soft-shelled turtle), 4818 nucleotides. Lineage: Eukaryota; Metazoa; Chordata; Testudines; Trionychidae. The record is from RefSeq and is a predicted model, not a curated record.